UAGUAAUUGCCAAUGUCUUCUGGUGCAGUACAAUAAGUUCCCUAAGGACCCAACUGACAAGCACGAGUACCAAUUAAUACUGUCAACCACGUCCCGGCGCGCCAGGUGGCCGCGCUCGGAUAGGGAGCAGCGACCGGGGUCCAUCCCCCCGUUAGGCGAGCCCCUUUGCAUCGCGCCGCCCAGGAGAGCUGUUGCCAACGUCCUAAAUUUCCUGAGCGACACUUCAACAACAUCAACAUCGACUCUUUCUCCGUCUCGCGAAAGUCGCUCAAUCCUCCAUCUCACUUCAAUCCACCGCCCCUUCGCGGUAUCAACCUUUUCGAGAGCACACAGUGCACGCUGGUUAUAGCCCAAGAUGUCUUCCAUGCUCAAGACUCGCAGAAAGAAGAAUGUCAAGAAGGGAAUCCAGUUCUGCCUGAUGGUGUGCGGUGCCUCAGGAACAGGACGAACGACCUUUGUAAACACCCUCUGUGGCCAACAGGUCCUUGAGCACAAGGAAUCCGAUGAUCCUACCGUUGCACACCUCGAGGAGGGCGUCAAAAUCCAGCCCAUCACAGUCGAACUCGAUGAGGAGGGCACCCGUAUCUCUCUCACCAUCGUCGAUACCCCCGGUUUCGGUGACCAGAUUGAUAACGAGGCCAGUUUCUCAGAAAUUGUUGGCUAUCUUGAGAGGCAAUACGAUGAUAUUCUUGCCGAGGAGUCUCGUAUCAAGCGUAACCCCCGGUUCAGGGACAACCGCGUUCACGUCCUCCUAUACUUCAUCACACCUACCGGCCAUGGUCUUCGCGAGCUCGAUAUUGAACUCAUGAAGCGUCUUUCCCCCCGUGUCAACGUUAUCCCCGUCAUUGGCAAGGCUGAUGCAUUGACUCCUGCUGAGCUUGCUGAGUCGAAGAAGCUUGUUAUGGAAGAUAUCGAGCACUACCGCAUCCCUGUAUACAACUUCCCAUACGAUAUCGAGGAGGAUGACGAGGACACCGUCGAGGAGAACGCCGAGCUCCGUGGCCUCAUGCCAUUCGCCAUUGUCGGAUCAGAGGACGUUGUUGAGGUCAACGGCCGACGGGUGCGUGCUCGACAGUACCCAUGGGGAAUCGUCGAGGUUGACAACCCUCGUCACUCGGACUUCCUCGCUGUACGCAGCGCUUUGCUCCACAGCCAUCUUGCCGAUCUCAAGGAAAUCACCCACGACUUCCUCUACGAAAACUACCGUACUGAGAAACUCAGCAAGAGUGUUGAGGGUGGUGCUGCAGCUGAUUCGUCAAUGAACCCCGAGGAUCUGGCCAGCCAGUCUGUCCGCCUCAAGGAGGAGCAAUUGAGACGCGAGGAGGAGAAGCUUCGCGAGAUCGAAGUCAAGGUCCAGCGCGAGAUCAACGAGAAGCGACAGGAGCUCCUUGCACGUGAAAGCCAGCUCAAGGAAAUCGAGGCCCGGAUGCACAGGGAACAGAGUGGUCAUUUGCAGGAGCAACACGACAACGACGAGUCGACGGCUUGAGCGCAUCGCUACAUCAUGGAAGGCCGGAAAGCAUGAUUCGCCACCUGUUUUUGUUUUGGAUGGCGCGCUUGCUUCGAAAAAAACUCGAAGAUCCAAUGAGCAAGACCUUGUGUUGCAGCGGGCGUUUGUUUAGGGAAGCAGGGGACUGGGCACACCCAUUUAUUCUAUAACAUGUCGGUGCCUUCGUUCCCAACGGAAAGAUAUGCAAUGCACACCUCGAACAGGGUGGGUAGAGGCCGAGGGGUAGCGGAGAAAGACUCUCUUUCUAGCCUUUAGCCUGGACCGCAACUUUUCCACUGACGUUGGUCUUGACAAGGCCGUUUCAUAUGUUUUCUUACCAUUCGAUAUCUAUUCCCCCUUUUGAAUUCCAUGUAGGAAUAUAGUAAUCAACUUGACCGACUAAUAAUACCCCGGUGGUCAAUGUUCAUAUU
This is a messenger RNA of Aaosphaeria arxii CBS 175.79, 1920 nucleotides long. RefSeq names its product Septin. The record is from RefSeq and is a predicted model, not a curated record. Gene Ontology annotation, molecular function: GTPase activity; GTP binding; molecular adaptor activity. Gene Ontology annotation, cellular component: microtubule cytoskeleton; cell division site; cytosol. Bases 356 to 1489 code for a protein of 377 amino acids. The transcript is spliced from 7 exons. Gene Ontology annotation, biological process: cytoskeleton-dependent cytokinesis. NCBI's taxonomy places the organism in Eukaryota, Fungi, Ascomycota, Dothideomycetes, Pleosporales.